UUUCAAAUAUCCGAAUGAUCAAACGUAUCUUACAUUUUCUCGUUUACCAUUACAGAAACCUGGCACUAGCGAACGGUAUAGCAGCAGCCGGAAGUGGAGUAGGAACAGUGGCAGUGGGUCCACUUUUACAGGUGCUGCUGACUGCUGUUGGCUGGAGACAUACGCUUCGAAUCUUUGCAGGUUUACUUCUUAUUCCCACCCUAGCUGCUUUAGCAUACUGUGUUCCCGAGAGCCGUAAUAAAAAGGAGAAAGAAGCGAACUUACCGAAACCGAAGGUUAAAAUCGUCGACUUUACAGUCUUAAAGAAUCCUGCGUUCCUUGUUCUCUGUGUGGCGAUGAGUACUUUUAUGUUGGGUUACUUCGUGCCGUUUAUUCAUGUGGUAAGUUCUCGUACGGGUUAUGGAAAACCUAGCUGCAACCAUUAAAUUUCCAUAUUUAAUUUUUACCCAUUUUAAAAAUUGGGGGUUACCAUGCUUCUUUUCCAACUAUACGAGGCGAUAGGCCAUUUUUGAGUGAAUAUGUACACGUAUGUCGUCAUGGCAACGAAUUAUCUGUUAAUAAAACUAAUAUAAUUUGAAAGUAGAGAUAUCAAAAUAUAUGAAAUCUUCAAUAUCUGCCGAAUAAAUCCUAAAAAUGCGUAGUUUGAACAUGUCAAAGUGUUGAACACUUUCGCAUUUUCUUUGUCCUCGGCUUUAGUUGCCUGCAUUGCCGAACCACUGAUCAAUAGGCCUAUAUGUAAUUCAUAUGUGCUAAAAGAAGAGGCAGGGAAAUUUACAUACGAAACUAAGGUCUUAAUUUCAGGUUCUGUUUAACAUAGCUGUAUAUUUAAAUAAUUUAACUAAUAGUGUAACUGCAUGUCUUCGUUGCAGCCUCGUUAUGCUCAGAUGCUUAACAUCCAUCCCGACAAAGCCUCAAAUCUCAUCGGAAUCAUGUCGGUUGGUUCGACGUUUGGUCGUCUCUUCUUCGGCUGGCUCUCAGACCAUCCUCGUGUCAAUCGUCUUUACCUUUACCAAAUGUCUUUCUUCUGUAUUGGUGCUAUCCAAACAUUAGUUCCUCAAAUCACGAACUUCACCGGUUUUGCUAUGUACAUGGUAUCGUUUGGCGUAUUUGACGGCUGUUUUAUUGUAUUGUUGGCUAUUGUGGUUAGUGAUGUGGUUGGCAUCGACAAAGUCUCAACUGGAAUGGGUGUAAAAUUUUUCUUCAUGGCUAUAACAACGUUUGUCGGUCCUCCAUUUGCUGGUAAGUGUUCGAAGAACGAUAGAAAUAUGUCAGCUGACGCAAGUCAAUCACAACACUUGCAGGGUUUUUUUUAAACCAGCUUGCAGGCAGACAGUUGCGAGACUAUUUAAGUCAGAUUGUAUGGAACUGCUCACCAAGCCUUUCUAGAUUUCGUGAGGAUUCUAGUUAAUUAGUGGUGCCAAAACGGGAGGAACAACUACGCUUUUGUUCCUGCACCAUGCACUGUUUAAUGGGGAUCGUUUUUUCCACGAUAACUUUCUAGGGCAAAAAAAAGAAAUAUGUGGGUUUCCGGUUUCCCGACCCUACCUAGCUUUUGGACGUCGAAAUCCCGACCCUAAACUUUUUUAUUGGAUCAUGGUUGUAAGUGUUUCCACUUAGAGGAAAAAGUUUGUGGAAAAUUGAAAUUUGAGGCAAUAUUAGGGAAAUUUAUUUUUGGAUGUGGAAGCACUGACUAAACAAAAUGGCGUCCGCUUGUUCGGAAAAUUAAAAAAAAAGUUUAAAAAAAAAAGUUAAAACCGACCUACCCUACUUAAGUUUUUAUACGAAGAAACCGGAAACCCACAUAUUUUUUUUUUUGGCCUAGGAUAGCUUGCCGGAUAUUAUUGAAUGUUAAAGCUAUUUUAUGUUUGAAUUUGAUCACCUAGAUAUUAUGUGCAGGAACAGUAGCGUGUCUCCUGUUCUUCAGGGGAGGCCACCCAUCGUUAUAAAUUUCCCAAAAUACGUGUCGACUGGAGGGGGUGGGCAAAAUUUUUUCGAAACAUUAAAGCCCCGUUUACACUACGCUCAAUUUUUGGUACGGCAUGGAUAAAAUUGGUACCCGUACCACUUUUUAGGUAGUCCAAGAACCAAAAAAGUGGUACGGUACCAAAAAUCGAGCGUAGUGUAAACGGGGCUUUAUACAAUUUAAAAUACGCGCCGCUCUUUCUUUUACUCAUUUGGCCGAUUUUUAAGUAGAAUUGACAAUUCAUUUCAUGCAGGUUUCAUUUCAUGCAUGUUUGGCGCCCCCUAAAAGCUGCACCCUCGCCCUUGGCAUGUCCUUCCCCCCGUCAACACGCCACUGUGCAGCAAGGAUACAAAAUACAACAACAAAUACAACCAAUCAUAGGCAACUACAAAUUCAACCAAUCAUAUAGGCGUACGCCCCCAAAAUUUUAGAAAACCAUGGAAAUUCCGGCAAAUGCGAGGACAAAUCAAGAACAUUCGGGCAGAUUUAUCAGGAAAUAUGUUAAAUUCUAGUUAUUUCAUUACAAUCCUCCAUGGAAAUUCGUGCAAACUUUAAAUCCCCCCCCCCCCAGAAAGUAUCAGCCCCGUACGCCUAUGCAACCAAUAUGUUUAUCUGAAGCCUUAAACUCAACGGUUGGUUGUAUUUUUGUUCACACAGACAUUAAAAUACAGUAUAUAUAACAAAAAUAAUUAAAUCAGAAAUCUAGUGAAUUAGAAUAUGCGAGUUCAAUCCUUCUCGAGGCAACGAACAUUUCGCUCUUCUCUAUAAAAAGAAAAAAGGUUGUAUUCUUCCAAAUGUCCUGAAAUUCUAUCUGCAAUAUAUUACUCUAACUGUAACAUAAACCUCCCCAGGUAAGUAUUGUGCAUGAUCCAUCUCAGGUUCUGACUUAUGAUUACUUAAUUCCAUAUAACCAACACACUGCAGCCUUAUGUCGAUUCUAACUCAAUAAAUGUGAUCUCCUUUUAGGCUGGCUAGUUGAUAUAUCAGGCUCAUACGACUUGGCAUUCUAUACGGCUGGUGGCAGCGCAUUCCUAGCAUUCCUUCUUUUAUUCUUCGUGCCAUGCCUCAUGCCCCGCAAUAUGCGCAUGCGCAACAGAAUGGCGUUCGAUGCUGCUGAAGAAGAGAGAGCUGAGGAGGAGGAAGAAAGUAUUUAUGAGAAAGAAUAUCCAUUCGGCGGUUGCCCCGAGAUCAAGACAGAAGACGUCGACGAUCCUACAUUGACUGUUUCCUCAUUACUAUCACCUCCCACUUUUAGUAAACCGAGGAGUCUCCUAUCUGUCCAUUCUCUUAAUCCAAAACAGAAUACAAGGAGUCUCCUAUCUGUCCAUUCUCUUAAUCCAAAAAAGAAUACAAGGAGUCUCCUAUCUGUCCACUCUCUUAAUCCGAAAAAGAACACACUAUCAAUUCAUUCUAGGGAACCAUCAUUACGUGCAAGUCGGUUGGAAGUGAGUUGUGCUUUAGCUGGUGCAGAUCCAAACAUACUGUCUGCAGACGUCGUCCGUCGAGGAAAGUCAACUCCAAACUUACACGUAGUAGAACGUAUGGCGGCCGUAUGAUUAAACGAAUACACCUAUUGAUCGACGGUAUGACUGUUUUGCACACAAGUCGUUUACGGCUACUUAUAGGAAUUAUAUCACUUAUUCUCCGGGACUUUUGGCAAAUUGUUCGUCAUAUUGAUUUCAUGAUGAUCCAUGUGGUUCUACGGUAAACACGUUUACACAAUUGUGUUCAAAUUGGUAUUUAUUGACAAUGUUCGUGUUCAGCAGCGUUCAGUGUUUAAAAAAACAUAAUUAAAAAUAAAAAUCAUCGAAUCGAAAAAAUCGAGACAGACAGUUAACAUAGUAGUAUAACUAUUGAAGUAAAUAAUACGUGCUUCUUAGUUCUAGUGAGUAACAUAACGUUUAUACGGUAUGCUUUCAAAGCAUAUUACCUUACAUACACGCAUGCUCUGUUUAAUGAAAGAGGACAGAUAGUAGUAGAUGUAGACAUGAGAAACCGUGGACGUUAAUUUCAACUCGUACACCUGGGUCAUUUCCAAGUAGUUGAUUGAAGAUUGCAGCAACUACCUGAAUAAUAUACAAAAUACAUGUAUAUUUUCCAGGUAUUUGUACCCUUCAACCAACGUCUUGUUCAACGCUACCUACAUUGGCUCCACCACUCAAAAUAUUAAUGAUUUUACGCAUAACCAUAGGUAUGACCAUUUCGUCAAUAGAAUAUGCAUACAAUCGACGAAGUACAAUAGAACUCAUUAUCUAUUCUGAUUUACGUUCAUUUCAUCGUCACGUGUGUAUUGCUUCAUUGCCAAUUGAACCAACAGGAAUGUUUAGUUUUACCAAUUCACAAUGGCUAUAUGUUGAACAUUACAUCGCGCCAUUUUUAAAUCAAACAUUGCUUUUGGUUGGUUGACAAUGUGUAAUAUAAUUUUCCGAUCAAAACACCAAUAUGGCCGUUCAAUGAUUGUUCGACACGGACAUUAUGGCCGUUGGUAUUCGCCUUCAUUCGUUUGAAUAAUUUCUUCCUCAGUCAUUCUUGCAAAACCAAAACGCAAUCUUUUACUAAUUUGGUACAUGCACAUACAUAGGAAGUUAUAAACUUAGUUAGAAUAUAGCUACUACUCAUUUGCCCUUUCUCACACCAAUGCGAACAACUCUCAACUAUUUUUGAGUGCAGGAAAACUGCAUGGGGGAUAAUAAAAGUAGUGAAGUAGAAACACAGCUGUACUAUUAUCGAUAAGUAUAUAAUUUGCUUCACUGAAUCACUACUUCACUUGUCAUCCUUUAUUGUUGCACGGUUUGCCACCCAACAAUGGAGGACAAGGUCAGGACAAGGUCAUACAGCAUGGCAUGAAAAAGGCUUAAUUGAAACUUCUUUCAUAACUUCAUAACAUUGUUGAGGUCUAUCGAUCAAAUGAAUUGCUAUGUUGUAUUGAAUUUAUUUUCAAAUUUCGAAUACAAACGAAAAAGCUGCGUUUAUUGCAAUUUUACUAUUGUAUUUCAUCGAGUUUCGUAGCCAUCUUUAUUCACGAUAUGGUAAUAUCUACGGUUUCUCAUAAAUGUUUCAUAACUUCCCAGAUUUUCUAGAAUAUAUUCUUCACACAUGGUCACAUUAUUCAUCCUAGUAUACGUUUUUAUUCGUUUUACUGAAAAUUUUAGGAGUCAAUUCCAAAUGUCAAUCGCGCCCAAUAAAUUUUAGGAUACUGACUAUAUUGUGGGUAAAUAGAGAAAGGGGAGAAUUUUGAUUUCAUCUCUUAGUUGAAGCAAGGAAAGAGUUAAAUUUGUGCUUUUGGACGACAUCAAUGUCAUAUUUCUCUUUCAGUAUAGUCUUAUUGUUACUGCAAACCUGAGUUAAAACAUUAAAAUCGUACUAUUUUCAAAUAAAAAGAAAUUAUUUGAAAAUAGUAGGAUUUUAAUGUGUUAACUCAGAUUUUAGAUUCUUAGUAACAAUAAGACUGUGUUGAAAGAGAAAUAUAGUCCAAAAGCACAAAUUUGAUUUCAUCCCUUGUGAGGAAACUUGGGUACAUUGAAAAUAGUACGGCGUCGUCUCAAAAUUUCGGAUAUUUUCCCACAUGAAUAACACGUGAAAAAAGGGAAGGGGUAAAGAACCGACGCAAAAAUAUUCUUAAAUUGGAAGUGUCAAUUUUUUUAUGAUUCAUUAUAACUAACGUUCAUGGACUGAAAAACACGGGGAAUUAAUUUGAUUUCGGAAACUGGAAGAUGAUUUAAAGUGACUGGCUAUGUGCAAAAAUACACUUUAGCCUUAGUAUAUUUUCGAAAACCGCUCGUCGUCGACCGUCGGCAACACAUGAAAAUGAUCAUGUGUGUAAAAAAAUUCAACAUUUCUAACGACACAUAAAUUCAUUGGAAGGGGGGGAGGGGGGGAGCAGAUAUAACCAUUUUUAGCGGAUAUUCGAGUAGGAAAAAGUGUCGAAAUUUUGAGAAGGCCGCAAACAAUGGUCGAAAAAAUGAAAUAAUUUUAAUCUGAAGAGCAAUGAGGAGGGUUCACCAGUGGUUUAUAACGAUAACGAGCGCGACAUUGACCAGUAUGAAAUAUGAAUUAUAUUGAUGUGCAUUAAUUGGCAUUUGGAAUUAACUCCUACAUAUAGCCGAAACAUACGUAACAGACGAAAGUUCAAGAACAGUUCAGCAUCAAGAAGUAGUAUAUUGAAUUAAUGAUAUUUUAUAGAAUCAGAAUUUAUAGUCUACAAUUUUAGUAGCAAUAUAGAGAUGACUUCUAUUUUUGGGUUGGGUGUUUAUUUAUAAGUGCAAAUUUUAUUCUUACGCAAAUAAAAAGAGAUAUGAGUGUGGAAUGGUGGACAAAAAUAUGUGAGAUGCAUGAACAGCUUAUAUAUAUCUUUAAAAAGAUAUAAACUGCAUGCAUGUGAAUUGUGAAAUGUACGUGCUCGCAUAUUCUUAUUAAACUUUUAUAAAAAGAAGUCGGUUGUUUUGCUGUUUGUU
Molecule: messenger RNA, 6417 nt
Organism: Paramuricea clavata
Lineage: Eukaryota; Metazoa; Cnidaria; Anthozoa; Malacalcyonacea; Plexauridae
Source: the annotation of a GenBank genome assembly